AUGAUCGUGCUGAUGUGGAAUAAGUGCUCCUGCUGUCUCCUCUUACUAGCCGCGGUCCUGAUCGUGGAGAGCUCCCAGCUAGACAGCUCCAGCUCCAAGGUGAACUCCAUCAAGUCCACCCUGAUGGGGGAGGCUCCAACUCAGGCAACCAACAGAUCUGCAGGCAUCCACCAGGGACUGAUGCUUGCUAGCAGUAAGAAGGGCAAAAUGCUAGAGCAGAUGGGAAAACCUCCCAAGCACUAUCACCGGCAAGGAGAGGCCUAUCCUUGUACUAAUGACAAGGAAUGUGAAGUUGGGCGAUACUGUCACAGUCCUCAUCAAGCAACGUCUGCAUGCAUGGUGUGCCGGAGGAAGAAGAAGCGCUGCCACAGAGAUGGCAUGUGCUGCCCUGGGAACCGCUGCAACAAUGGUAUUUGCAUACCAGUAACUGAAAGCAUCCUUACACCCCACAUCCCUGCUCUAGAAGGGCCACGCAACAAGAAGAAUGGUCAUUAUACUAGCAAAGAUUUGGGAUGGCACAACCUAGGGAGGCCGCGCUCCAAGCUGUCACACAUAAAAGGACACGAAGGCGAUCCCUGCCUACGGUCAUCAGACUGCAUAGAGGGACAUUGCUGUGCUCGCCAUUUCUGGACCAAAAUUUGCAAGCCUGUGUUGCAUCAGGGGGAGGUGUGCACCAAACAGCGCAAGAAAGGGUCCCACGGACUGGAGAUUUUCCAACGAUGUGACUGUGCCAAGGGGCUGUCAUGUAAAGUAUGGAAAGAUGCGACCUCCUCUUCUAAAUCAAGACUUCAUGUGUGCCAGAAAAUCUGAAUGAGGAUUGGGAAGACAGUAAUAAGUGAUUGUGGCUUUAUGUGUUUAAUGCAUUAUGGCAUGGUGGAAAAAGAGGACUGCAAAUGGAAGUGGAAUGGCUAAAGUAGAAUAAGAGUAAAAGUCACAGCAAAUGCAUUUCUUUUCGAGCUGGUGGUAGACGCAAGUGUAGCUGGAUUUCAUCUCCUGUCCAGUUCUUCUGUAAAUAACUUCUACAGUUUGUGGGAAAUGCUAGUAUGCAAACAAGUAGAGUGGAAAUGAAUGUCACUUACCUUGCUGUAUUGUCCCGUGAUGUUUCAGGAGUUCAGUGUUAGGGCUAGAGUGGGUUUCCAGUGUGGUAAUGACUGCUAAAUGAAUUGUAUACAUUGUACUCCAUAGGAAGCAGGGCAUGCCAGGAACACUCAUCCGUCAACACGUGAUUAGGCACAUUGCAGGUGUAAGAAAUUGAAAUAAAGUUACUGUGAAUGUCCACAUGCCCUUGUCAUUCAGGGCUGACACUUCAGCAGAGAAAGCACUCCUGCAGGACAAGAGUGCUAUGUUUUGCAUGCCCUUAUGAAGGAGGUAAAAACUUGCCACCUCAAAAUUUCAAGAAAGUAGCAGUUUCUCUAAGAGGAGGCAUUUAAACGGGGUUUUGUUUCCUAUACAUGGAAACAAAAAUUGAAACUCUUUAUGUAGUUCAAUGUCAUAGUAUGACACUUAAUCACUUGUAUUUGCCUCAGUUUACUGCUAAUACACAUUGGGUUGAACAGAUGAAGAUAAUAUGUGUGCAUGCUGAAUCCAGAAUUAUAUAUAGGCAGUUCCUCAUUAGUCCUAAAUAUACUUUCCUUGCCUAAGCAUUCUUGCAUUAUAGACAUUUCCAAAGGAAAUAGCAGAGUGUUGAAGUGCCUAACACGAAGAGCUAUGAAGUUCUGUCUUGUUGCUGUUAUAAUAGAUGAUACAGACAUUUGUUGAGGUGUUCAGAGCAUACUGCUACAAACUCAAAUUUUUACAUUUUAUUAGUAGCAACAGGCUACUGAUGGCACUCUGCAGCAGUAUAAUGGAUUUGUUCUUAGAGACAGCAAAGAAAAUGGCGCUGGGUCUUGUGAACAUCUCCUCUCCUGCAGAAAAGGAAGUAAGAAGAAGGUAUGAUCACAAAUGACUUGCUAAACAUCAUGUGAUGUCACAGCAUACCAGCCUCCAGCAUGUAUUCAGCCUGAACUUGAUGUCCUCUCAUUCUGGAGUGUUCUGCCAGGAAUGAUGGAAGUACAUAGACUGUAGAAACAGCUGCCAACCCUAUAUUGUUUGUGUACUGCUUAAAAAAUGACAGCCUCUGUCCCUUGCCUUGUCUCCCAGGUCUUUUCAAACCUUUUUAGUUUUACUUAUUUGCAAGUAUUCCUUUGUAUAGACUUUCGUUAAGAGAACAAUAUUACUUUAAAGAAGCCUGAAUCUGUAAUUGAUCUACUGCUAAGUUGUAAUUAUCCAUUUAUAAUUAUCCAUUUUCAUAUUCUGUAAUACAACGGACUUUUCUGUUUAUUCAGUUCUGAACAAUAUGGGUAGACCAGUAUGCAGUUUAACUUUGAAAACCAUGUCACCAUUACCUGAUAUCUUUUGGCACCAGUGGGAUGCUUUAAAGCUAUAGCUUAGCUGCACCACCAGAUUCAACCUUCCUAAUUAGAACACAGACCUCAGCUACAUUGCCCUUAUCUUCCAUAAGAGUCUGAAUAAGAAGAGUAUUUCACACACCACUUUCCCUACUGGAGUUAGUUUUUAUUGACCUAGAGGGAUGUUCAGAGACAGGGGCUUCUGUUUUUUAAGUCUCAGUCAGAGCUUUAUCUUGGAGUCCUAUCAUUGCAACUUUGCUUCUUUUGGAGUUUUUUCGAUGUAACUGGAACAGGAAUAAGGCUCAGAAAUUUCAAGAUACUAAAAAAGUCCAGGAACCAAUUUUACAAGUUUUAUUUACACUGACACAGCACAUACUCAGCAGAGGAAUUUUAGAGCUCUCAUAUUCACUACAUAUAAAAGAAAAUGAAACCCAGUCUGAGCAGGGGGGUUCCAGAAACGGGGUCUCAGAAAUUUUUAGCUCUUUCUAUCAUUGGCCUAUCCCUAUUUUGCUCUUGCAGAACAUAGUUAUUUGGGAUAAUUUAUUUACAGGAAAUGUUUAAUGAGAUGUAUUUUCUUAUAGAGAUAUUUCUUACACAAAGCUUUGUAGCAAAAUAUAUUUGCAGCCUGUUGACUUUAAUGUAGAAAAAUGUAUAAUAAGAUUAAAUAUAUUAAAUGUUCUUUCCCAUUCCUCCCCAAAUAUUUUACCCAUGUUCUUUUCCUUUCCUGCUGCUUAAAAAGAACAGUUCUUUCUGGAAAAACAUGCAAAUCAGUUGAAAAAAAAAACCCCAUAUAUUUUAGCUAUAGGAGUAAAAGCAUCUGAUUGUUCUUGUGUCUCAGAGCACUAUAUGGGCUGGGUUUUGGUAAAACACAUGAAGGUGAUCUUAAAAAUCCUUUUUCAUAGUUUCUACAAAACUGGCUUAAGUGACAACGGGGGUCAGUUUACACCAAACACUCAAGAAUAUGUUUUGAAAAUAAUGCACCUGUUUGCAUAAUGUAAAAUCAACCAGGUUAAAUAGGAAAGAUGUCAAGACAUGUUUCCUGGAUAGUGAUACAUACCAGAGGGAUUCAUGACAGAUAAAGGUAAUAUUCAAGUUACACAGCAUUUUGCUAUAGGCUACAUACAGCAUGCAAAUGUGCUGCUGCAAAAUUUAUAACUGUCAAUUCUGAAAUGGCAAAUUACAGCAUUCAACUCUAAUAACAUGAAACAAUCCAUGUGACACAACUGAAAAUACUGUUACUAAAACCAUCCAAGUUUUGAUCCCAGGAAAACUCCUGCAGAGUGCAAUAAAUAUUGCAAAAUAAUGGUUGUGGUUAUUGAGCAAUUGUCUUGAUAUCUUUGUUACUUAUUUCUGGUAACCCUUUACUCAAACAGAUGCACAUUUGGAGGAUGGAAUGGUCUCCUAAUCACACUAGUGUUUCUAUAAAAUGAAAAGUUUUAGCUACUGUUAUUUGCAAUAUUUGAUGGGUAGGCCUUUGAAAAUUCUAACACUUAGUAUGAACAUAAUAAGGUUGUGAGCAUUUUCAGAGCCCAGUGACUUCAACAGAGACUGCCAAAGCCUUCAGAGAUUUAAUCUGAGAACAAAAACAAUAGGCACAGGCAGUUCCUUGCACACCACAAAUACUGAGCCACAUAGCUGAACUGAGUAGCAUACAAGCAGUUUUGUAAGACUGAAGUUUGAUUGUUUAGAAGCCAUUCAGUUACUGUUUUGUGAAAAUAUACAUCAGUUUGAGAAUAAAAGAGCAGCUAAAUUUGGGGAUAAUUGCUCUCACUCACUAUGUCACUCAUCACAGGAAUUAAGAAUGACUUUGGCUCAGUAACAUUUCAGAAAUCUGCUGUCAUGACACAAGAACAGAAGAUGUUGUUGCUGAACAAUUAAAAUACUUUUCCUAUUAGCCUAGAAUAGCCUCAGCAAUGCAACAUCUCUUUGGAAAUACUUAUUAGCUUUCCUAAAAAUAAUGGAUUUCUACUCUAUAACAGCGUAUAUUUGAUUUACAGUAUAAAGUGGGCAUGUAUCUAUUACUGUUCUAUUUGCUUUGUCUCAUAUUGUUUGCGACCUACAGUAUUUAUGACUUUUAAUAUUUUUUAAUGAAAACAAUUAAAAUUGAUUUAUCUGCUUACUUCUAUACAAUACUUUUAACAUCUAACAUCUGAUAGCAUCUGACACCUAAACAACAAUUCACCGGAAUUCAAGCCAUCUUCUGCAUAUUCUGAUUUUCCUGCUCAUUAUCUUAACAACAGCAGGAAAGCUCUCAUCAAACACCAUAAAGUAUCUUAGGCAGAGGCUGAGAAAAGACAUUCCUGAACUGCUCCUUGUCACCAACCUCUCUGCUUUUGCUUGAGAGCUUUGCAUCAUCACCCCCACUUGGAAAAGUAAAUGCUAUCAAAGAAAAUUUGUGUUUCUCAUCCCUUCCAGUUUCCUUUCCUUCUAGGAAACCCAUUUAAAAAAGAUAUCCUGAAGGUCGAAGCCAGCAGAAACUCAUAAAACAGAGACUCUAAGCUGAGGCUUUAGGAGUCUUAAGAUCAAUCCUCUAAAUUUCAAAAACUUAAAUGCUAAGAGAGUUAUGUAAUAUCAAGACCACAUUUACAAAAAACAAAGAAACCUAGUUCUUUGGAAUGUCAGUCACGUGCUGAAAAUAACUGUCCGCAGUGGGGAAGAAAAAACAAACUCUUCCUCCUCACCCAAGCAACCUAGUCUGUAAUCCCUGACAAACUGAAUGCAGUUGGUUUGGGCUUCUUUUGCACUAGGCACAGUUUCACUGCACAAAAAGGCAUCAUUAAUUUUGUUUUUACAUCACAGUAAUAAUAAAGUUAUGGUUUCUUACCUA
Molecule: messenger RNA, 5214 nt
Organism: Pseudopipra pipra
Lineage: Eukaryota; Metazoa; Chordata; Aves; Passeriformes; Pipridae
Gene: DKK2
Product: dickkopf WNT signaling pathway inhibitor 2
Exons: 4
Coding region: 1-810 (269 amino acids)
Biological process (GO): multicellular organism development; negative regulation of canonical Wnt signaling pathway
Cellular component (GO): extracellular region
Molecular function (GO): receptor antagonist activity; co-receptor binding
Source: RefSeq, a predicted model, not a curated record